AGCGUUUUGACCCUAAGGCCACUACUGGAUUGCUCGACGAAUCAUAACCUUUCAAACCUAGACWCCAUUGUUUAUUCUGUAUCUCGUAGGAAACCAUUAUUUGAGUCAAGUAAAUAUGUAACUUCAUGAAUUCCUACACACACGACGUACGGUUUCUCAAAGUAAAACUUGUGCCAGUCCUAAAACAAGUUAACUAACUGCAACGAAAAAAUUCGAAGCAUGAAUUUAGAUACGGUUUUAAGUAAAAGGCCAUUCGAUCAAACGACUCAUGUACAACAAGCACUUAGACGACUCAAAUACCUCCACACGUCGCUUGCAAAUCCAAAAGCAUCAAGUUUGAAGCCACUGCAAACGACCAGCACUCCACCACCAAUUAACAGAUUAGACUUGCCUGGAGACGAGGAAAAAGAUAAUUUUGAGGAUCAAAAUGCUGUAGAUAAACGGUGCUUUCUGGCUUUAACGCCAAAAGAGUUCAAAGAAGAAGACUUGAGAAGAAACAACCUGAUAUCAAGACAAAGAUGCGGCUGGCGACCAGUCAGGAAAGGUCGUGCACCGCUAACAAGUCCGACUGCGUAUUUUAACCCAACUUUUCAUCCUCUUUCAACGCGAACAGAAAGUCCAUGGGACCGAAAAACACGACGAGAAACAAGUCAGAGAAAAAYUUCACCGAAUAGUAAAGAUAGAAAAGCAAAAUCUGCUCCUGCUUCGGGAGGUCUUCCUUCAUUAAAUCCGGAGCAAUUCGAUUGUGUUCAGUGCUUCGCGAACGAGAUGGAACGUCUACAACAAACUGAAGGCCCUGAAUUUAACACCAACUUCAAAAUUAAUAGAAUGACUUUCUCUGCGCGACCAAAACCGAAAGAGAGCCAAAAUAAAUACUCACCAGUGUCAAACAAGUUUAUAAGUGAAAAGACUUUUAACAUACCACAGAGUACGUACGGAGGAUGGGGUGUGCGGAGCAGGCGAAGGAACACUGACGCCACACACAAAAAUUCUCGGGACAAGCGAGGCUCAGAGUUGGACGUUACGUCGGAGUUUCAGACGCUCAGAAUUGAACCGCAGGGUACUUCUGAAGGGUGGGGGACGGCACGGGUCGCAYAAGAGACGCUCUCUCCUCCACCACCCGCCCCUCCGACACCUAUACAGCAGAUAGACAUCAAAAUGCCGGAGGGGUAUUUAGUAAAGUACAGAUUACAGCCAGUUGCGUGAAAUUGUAUCUUWGGCGAAUUGCAGGUUGCAAAAAAUUCCAGUCUUCUGUUCAUAUCAGGAGCUUCGCAUUGCUAGUAAAUGAGUCGUCGCUAUUGUAGUUGAUUACCAUAUAUGCGGUAGUCGUUAAAGUGUAUAUCAAGGAAAUUUUUUUUCUUUCAAAAUCACUUAUAUGUGAAUAGUGUAGUAGUAUGGUUGCAGUAUUUUUGAAUGUAAAGUUUUCUUUUAGGAGAUAUAAACAUUAGAAAUAUCAAUAUGCAAAUGAGAUGACGUAAAUUCAAGACUAAUUUAUYAUAYAAAARUGCUGUUGUGGAAAGUACUGCUWUUUUUUUAUUUGCAAAUCAUCCUUAUAACUGAAAUAUAUGGCUUUAUACACUUUUAGGUUAUUUCACUUCAGAACACUUGUCGUAAAUUACACUGCAAAAUGUAACC
This is a messenger RNA of Actinia tenebrosa (Australian red waratah sea anemone), 1635 nucleotides long. RefSeq lists its product as uncharacterized. Lineage: Eukaryota; Metazoa; Cnidaria; Anthozoa; Actiniaria; Actiniidae. The record is from RefSeq and is a predicted model, not a curated record.